Molecule: messenger RNA, 2260 nt
Organism: Nylanderia fulva
Lineage: Eukaryota; Metazoa; Arthropoda; Insecta; Hymenoptera; Formicidae
Product: OTU domain-containing protein 7B
Biological process (GO): protein K48-linked deubiquitination; protein deubiquitination involved in ubiquitin-dependent protein catabolic process; protein K63-linked deubiquitination
Cellular component (GO): nucleus; cytoplasm
Molecular function (GO): DNA binding; K63-linked polyubiquitin modification-dependent protein binding; cysteine-type deubiquitinase activity
Source: RefSeq, a predicted model, not a curated record
CGUUUGACAUUUGCGAAGCGCGGAGGCGUCAGCUGAUGACGCGGCGUGUCGCCGCGCGACAUGUGACCCGCUUUGAAGUCUCAUUCGUGCGUGCAUCAAUUACCGUGCGAGCGGCCUCGCGACUCAUUACGCCCGCAGUCGGUUCCAGAACGUCCCGCUCAUUAGCCGUGAGAUACCAGAGAGGCGCGGCAGGUUAUGUCGCCGUGUUUAUAAUCGUCGUGAUCAAAUUGAUCCGCGCUCGCUCUUUCUCUCUCUUCCUCCCUCCCUCCCUCUCUCCCCCUCGGCGGGCUUCAGGCAGGCGGGUAUACGCCUGAGCGAAAUAUGAGAAGGAUACACGUCGUGACAUCGACUGGGAUAACGGCCGAAAAAUUCGCAGCCGAGCUAUUGCGUCGCGUCCACGAGUUAAUUAAAUAACGGCCCAAGAAUACACGUGUUAUGAGUGUUGGUUUAUCCAUGUACGAUGGCUUGGAGAGCGAGAGUACUCCUGAUAAUGGCCUUGAUAGCACCGGGAGUACAGCAAAAAAACUGGCUAGGGGUAUCUCCCGUGCAACUGAAAAUGCAGCAAUUGUUUCUUAUGCUCGUUCACAAUUGGCAACCGUAGGAGCUCUUGAUACGCCAGAAUUUACAUUUUCAUUGCCAGACUUAUCUGUGUAUCCAGAUCCAUUUCGCAAGUUCUUGGAGAAAGAUCUCAUAGAGAAUGGAUGUCUAAAUUCCUUGGAAGCUGCUGGUCGUUUAAAUUGGUGGUACAAAAGUGGAAGCACCAGAAUUCUGUGGCCACUGGCAACAUCUGGAGAUGGCAAUUGUUUGCUUCAUGCUGCAUCGUUGGGAAUGUGGGGUUUUCACGAUAGAUUACUUACCUUAAGAGAAGCAUUGCAUGAUACUUUGACCAAAGGAGAAUAUAGACAUGCUUUGUUUAGGCGAUGGAAAUGGUGGCAAACGGGCGUAAAUGCAACUGCUGGAUUAUCAUAUACAGAAGCGGAAUGGUUAUCAGAGUGGCAAAGUAUAGUAGAUAUGGCUUCUCCUACCAUUAGAAAUCAGACCCCUGCCCCUGCCUCUUAUCAGAGCCUCGAAGAGAUACACGUUUUAACCUUGGCCCAUGCUUUAAGAAGGCCUAUAAUAGUUAUAGCAGAAACUAUGUUGAAGGAUGCUCAUGGAGUGGCUUUGGCACCAAUUCCAUUUGGUGGAGUGUAUUUACCUUUGGAAGUGCCACCUUCACAUUGUCAUAGAACUCCUUUACUCCUGGCAUAUCAUUCUGCUCAUUUUUCACCACUUGUGACUGUAGACGGAUGCAAUGAUUAUGGCAGUGCAUGUGGCGAAGGUGUUAGUAUACCACUAGUGGAUCCAGAUACGGGAAAAUUAUUGCCGGUCUUGUUUGCUGUAGAUCCUGGCCCUGACUGGGAUUGGGUAGAUGGUUCGCGAGAGUUGUUAGCUUGUACGCAGGAUACUAUGGAAAUCUUACUGCGACAGUAUUUAGAUUGCGAGUAUCAAAGUUUUACAUCGGAAGAUAUUGAUAGACUUUCUGAUACAGAUGGUUCUUUAUCAAAAACAGCAAAGCAACUUUUAGAAGUUGCGAAACAAUUUGGUUCCAUUGGUAAAUCUGUCAGUAAAAAAAUAUGGUCUAUGACUAAUAAGAGGCCAAAAAGCCCGCCUUCCUCGAGCGGCGGAAUUUCCACAGAAGGUUUGUUGUGUGUGAGGAUAAAGAGUAGACGUCAUCAGUUUGUGGAUCAAAUGCUUCAGAAUUACCUUCAAUGUGCCCAUGCAAGAUAUUUGCAAGAUCAUCAAGUGGACGAUACGGGUAGCGAAUUAAAUUAUGGUGCUGGAAGGUCCAAAUUUUACGCUGCCAGUGAUCGCGGUAGUCAUGCGAGCGUUAGCAAAUUAUUACCCACUAACACAAAUAAAGAUCAUACGCUUUAUCUUUCGAGAUCCACAUUUUAUAACGAUCAAACUUCGUCAAAUAAUAUGGGGCCAGAGAUUUGGAACAAUAGUGACGAUUUAAAGGGCACUGUGAAGGAGUGCCGCAGCGAACACUGCCAAUUCUUUGGAUCGCCAGAAAACGAAUACUAUUGCUCGAAGUGCUGGGCUAAUCGAAGUUAGGCAACCGUCCUUAAUCAUACAUGACAAUAAUCUCGAUUUAAUUUUGCUCGAAUUAAGUUAUUAAAUAAUUAAUAUAAUGCUAGAGAUAUAAGAUAUACAAGUUAUAAAGCUUAUAAAAAAUGUCCCACCAACCUAUCAUCAGUAACAUUACGCUGGUCGUUUUUAA